AUGGCUGUAGACCAUCAAACCACCCCCAAGCCUCAUCUAGCCAUCACAUUCCAAGCCCACCACCACUACCCACGGCGGAGAAUCUUCUUCCUCCGCCGACAAAAGAAUAAGCUACCCACGGUUCGACUCGGCGGGAAGAAACCACGGGGGAGGGUUUACAUAGUGAAGGUUUUGAAGAAGAAGAUAAAAUGGGUGAAGUUGCAAUAUGAUUGCAUGCUGAGGAAGCUAAAGAAACAUUAUAGGAACUUGAUCAAGGAUCUAGUGAAAGCAAGUGCAAGCGUCGAGGCUUUGCAACAAAGAAUGUUGAUGGAAUCAAUUUUCGCCGUCCCCGUUAUGGGCGUUUCCUUCUCCAGUUUCCCUGCAUCAGAUCGCCCUAAAACCUUGUUGUAUUGA
This is a messenger RNA of Hibiscus syriacus, 393 nucleotides long. RefSeq lists its product as uncharacterized. The transcript has a single exon. Bases 1 to 393 code for a protein of 130 amino acids. Lineage: Eukaryota; Viridiplantae; Streptophyta; Magnoliopsida; Malvales; Malvaceae. The record is from RefSeq and is a predicted model, not a curated record.